This is a messenger RNA of Corvus hawaiiensis (hawaiian crow), 5117 nucleotides long. RefSeq names its product chromodomain helicase DNA binding protein 1 like (gene CHD1L). The coding region runs from base 58 to 2724 and encodes 888 amino acids. Gene Ontology annotation, cellular component: nucleus. NCBI's taxonomy places the organism in Eukaryota, Metazoa, Chordata, Aves, Passeriformes, Corvidae. The transcript is spliced from 23 exons. Gene Ontology annotation, molecular function: ATP-dependent chromatin remodeler activity; DNA helicase activity; ATP binding. The record is from RefSeq and is a predicted model, not a curated record. Gene Ontology annotation, biological process: chromatin remodeling; DNA repair.
GCAGCCGGCGGGAGGCGGCGGGAACGGCGCGGCCGUGGGGGUGACUGACAUCCCGCCAUGUCCCGCUUCUUCCAGGCGCUCCGCCGCGCCGGCAGCGUCCGGACCCGGGGUCCGGGCGUGCAGGAGGCGGACGUGCUCCGGUGGGGGCUGACAGGCAUUAAGCUUCGUCCCUAUCAAUUAGAAGGUGUAAACUGGCUGGUGCAAUGCUAUGAAGUCCAACAUGGCUGUAUCCUGGGUGAUGAGAUGGGCCUUGGGAAGACUUGUCAGACCAUUUCUCUACUUCUUUAUUUGACAAAAAAAUUAUCCAACAAAGAGAGAUUUCUGAUACUUUGUCCUCUGUCAGUUCUCAGCAACUGGAAGGAAGAACUGGAGAGGUUUGCUCCGGGUCUUUCUUUCAUAACAUACAUAGGCAGCAAGGAAGAGCGACCCAAAGUGCAGGAGAACCUAAAAAAGGACUCUCACUUCUAUGCAGUCCUGACAACAUAUGAGAUUUGCCUGAAAGAUGCAACAUUUCUAAAGUCCUUUAACUGGGCUGCCUUGGUUGUAGAUGAAGCUCACAGACUGAAAAAUCAAAAUUCUCUGCUUUACAAGACACUUUCUGAGUUCUCAGUAGGCUUCAGCCUGCUACUCACAGGCACUCCAGUCCAGAACAGCCUCCAGGAGCUGUACUCCUUACUCAGCCUUAUUGAGCCUGACAUCUUUCCUAGGGAGCAAGUGAAAGAGUUUGUUGAGUAUUACCAAGUUAUUGAAAAGGAGAGUGAGCCAGCCAAAGAAUUGCACAGUCUUCUGCAGCCAUUUCUCCUUCGGAGAGUCAAGUCUGAGGUGGCUGCAGAGCUGCCAAAGAAGGUGGAAGUGGUUCUGUACCAUGGAAUGUCGGCUCUGCAGAGGAAGUAUUACAAGGCCAUUUUGACAAAAGAUCUAGAUGCAUUUGAAAAUGAAACGGGAAGGAAGGUUACACUCCAGAAUGUCUUAAUUCAGCUUCGGAAGUGUGUUGCCCACCCGUACCUCUUCAAUGGUGUUGAGCCAGAACCCUUUGAGAUUGGAGACCAUAUUGUUGAAGCCAGUGGCAAGAUGUGUUUGUUGGAUAAACUCCUUUCAUUCUUGUAUGCUGGUGGCCACCGUGUGUUGCUCUUUUCUCAGAUGACUCAACUGCUCGAUAUCCUGCAGGACUACAUGGACUACAGAGGCUACAGCUAUGAGCGGCUGGACGGCUCUGUUAGGGGUGAGGAGAGACACCUGGCCAUCAAGAACUUUGGUCAACAGCCCAUAUUUAUCUUCCUGUUGAGCACCAGAGCAGGUGGAGUUGGCAUGAAUCUGACAGCAGCAGAUACAGUUAUUUUUACUGAUAGUGAUUUUAACCCACAAAAUGACUUGCAAGCAAUAGCAAGAGCUCACCGGAUUGGGCAGCACAGGCCUGUAAAAAUUAUCCGUUUGAUCGGGCGAGAUACAGUUGAAGAAAUAAUCUACCGCAGAGCUGCCUCUAAGCUCCGCCUGACCAACGCCGUUGUAGAAGGGGGGCAGUUUGCUCUGGGAGCGCCCAAGCCUCAGGGAGCAGCAGAGUUACAGCUGAGUGAAAUCUUGAAAUUUGGCCUGGAUAAAUUGCUCUCCUCUGAGGGAAGUACUAUACAGGAUGUGGAGCUAGAAAACAUCCUUGGAGAGACAAAAGGAGGGCAGUGGAUAAUGGACAUUGUGCUGCCACAAAAGGAAGAGAAUGAAGAAGAGGAUACAGAGAAUCACAUGUACGUGUAUGAAGGCAAAGAUUAUUCAAAAGAACCCAGCAGAGAAGACAAAAAAGCAUUUGAUCAGCUUUUGGAUCUUCAGAAAACAUUGAUUGAAGAGACCAGUAAGGAAGGGAGAGCUCUUCGGAACAAAGCAAACGCCCUUCUCACAGGCCUACGGGAACAGUCAGCCAGGAGGAAGCACCUGCUGAGUGAAGAGGAGCUGGAGGCUCGGAGGAAGAAGCGCCAAGAAGCAGCAGCAAAGAGAGCAAGGCUCAUGGAGGAAAAGAAGGCAGCAAAAGCAGAGGCAGAACACAAGAAAAAGAUGGCCUGGUGGGAGGCCAGUCAUUACACAUCUACCUGCCUUCCUUCAGAGGAAAGUGGCUCUGAGGAAGAGUUUGAGGAGGAUGAGUUGGGGCAGAAUGUGGAUUUAGAUUACAAAGAUGCAGACCAGAACUAUAUCAAGUACGUCAUGGGAGAUGUAACCCACCCUCAAGCAGAAGAGGAAGAUGCCAUCAUUGUCCAUUGCCUAGAUGACUCCGGCCGCUGGGGAAGGGGUGGUUUAUUCACUGCUCUAGAGGCUCGUUCUGAUCAGCCAAGGAAUAUAUAUGAGAUGGCAGGAAAGAUGAAAGACCUGGAGUUAGGAGGAACCCUGCUAUUCCCUAUUGAUGAUAAAAAGUCCCGGAAAAAAGGACAAGAUUUGCUGGCCUUAAUUGUAGCUCAGCACCGGGAUCGGUCCAACAACUUGUCUGGCAUUAAGCUGUCAGCUUUGGAAAAGGGCCUGAAGAAGAUUUAUUCAGCAGCCAAGAAAAGGAAUGCAACAGUGCAUCUUCCACGGAUCGGGUAUGCAACAAAAGGCUUCAACUGGUACGGCACCGAGCGGCUCAUCCGAAAGCACCUGGCAGCACGGGGUGUGCCCACUCUUAUAUACUACUUCUCUAGGAAUAAAGGUUCCUCCUCUGCUUCACAGCCAUAUUCAUCUUCAACAACAGUCUCAAAACCAUGAAGAUGCAGUUAAUUUCACCAAGAACAUGUGCAAAAAGUGACCAUCACUCAGGCAGUCCAUGUGCAUUCACGUCAGAAACAUGGCUUGCACAGCCAUUAUUCACACCUGUACCUCUCUGCCAUGACUGGCCCCCCAAUAUUUGCAUGUUGUCAGUGGCUCUGGAGUGGAAUGAGACUCCCUCUAGCUUCAGAGUCCAGAGAGGAAGGAUGUUGGCUCAAUCCCAGAUCUGGUUUGGAGAUGGAAAAUUAAACUUUUAACUGAUGGUCCAUUGUUAUCCCUUACAUUAAGUUACUCUUAGCGCUUGGAACACAGUAUUGUUUGGCUGUAUUUCCCUGUCUCCUCCCUCCCUCUCAAAUUUCAUACCUUAUCUCACUGUACCUCUUUUCAAUCAGCUUUUUAGUGGUUAUCUGGCAUUCAGUCUACAUGUCCACAUAUAAGUCAGCAGAAAGGAACCUGUCAGCUGUAUGACAACCACACAGGAUAAACUGCUUAUACUCUUCUCAGAAAUCCAUUUGACUUGCAUUUGUUCAAAUAUAAAAUUUAGCUACCUAAUCAUGUGGUUAAAAUCAAGCAAAUUGCUGACCAGUAUCCUCGGCAAAGGUGUGUAAGGCUGCCAAAAUUUGAGACUGACUAUAAAUGAUACCUUUCCUUCUCCCACAACUCUUAUUUCAUUACACAGUUUUUUGUUGCAGCUGUUGGGCAAAACCGGUUCCUUACUGCUGUCUAAAAAACUGUGUGAAAGGUUCUAUGACCCUUUGAUUCACUUUUUAGUGCAGAGUUUUUGAUGUUGGCUUUGCUCUACUGCAAGAGAACUUUCCUGUUUUUCAAAUUGUUGACACUGUUGGCUUUAGCCAACAUACUUUAGGGUGUUUUUGUACAACCAGGCAAUAGUAGCUCCCCUAAUAAGUGCCGUGACCAGGGAGACUGUGAGGUGCCAAACUUAAUUCAAUUUAAAGUUCAUCUUCCAAUAGGAAAUCACCCCUAAAGUAUGUCCCUAACUAUCUCAUUGCCAACAUACAUCUCACUGGCUGCAUUUGCACUGCCUCUGUGGCACCAUCUGGUUAUUUAAUAGUUCCAGGCCUGCCAUGGCUCAUCAUGCUGACUGGUGUGCUCCACACGAGGAGAAGCCCUCCUGAGCUGUAUGCUCUAUCGUUCACUCUUGCUGUAGCAGACAACCCCACGGGAUUUGUUACCUUCUUUGACCCUGCUGGAGCUGAGGGCAGUCAGUGCUGUGCAGCACCUCUGUGGGUAAGACCUUUCUUGCAGCUGUUGCCAGGAACAGCCCCCUCUGCAUUUGGCAAAGUGCCUGCAGGAUCAGAGUCCGACUGUGAGGACUUGGAAGGGCAAGAGGUGGUGAGUGGAUGUACCUUGUUUUCCCCAGUCUCUCAAACUGGCCCUCUUCCAGCAGGCCGGCUGGUGGCACUGUUAAUCAGCUGCAGCAGCUCACGGUGCUUCUCCAGCCUGGAAAAAGUCUCCCUCUUUCCCAGAAUUAAAAACACCAAUUACGCUUUUUUCUUUGGCAGCUUGACUGAACACAUAAUUUCAGUCUGCAGGCUCAAGGCUCUGUUCCUCCAGCUCUUCUUUUUCCUGCAUGUUUAUUGCCCUUCGUUAAAAGCUUUCAUUCCCAAGUGUUCCAGUGUGUGCAGUCUUGUUCCUCAGCUUCACGCACACCUAGGGGUUCUCUGGCCACUGGGCAGUUGCACAUGAACAGGAUUUCUCCUGUGGCUGGGUCCACCAGAACAGACUGAAGUGUCUGCCCCCACUAUGGCCAGCUCUUCCUUUUUGAGGCCUCAUGCUGUCCUUUGUUUCAUCCUCCGUGCCCCCAUCCUGCUGUGACUGACUAGAACUACAAGGGAGAGGAGGGCUGCCUGUUAGUGUCUCUUACCCCUUAAGAUAAGGUCUGCAGGGAGCUGCGAGGUACCUGUAACACAGAGGAGAGGGCAUGGAAUGCAGAUUUUAGUCCUCUAACUCAGGGACAAGUAAAUAAAUUAGGUUCCUUUCCUCUCUCGUCCUUUUCAACUGUACGGAUGGAAUCUACCUUAUUUUUUUCCCUUAAGUAUACUUAGGAAAUGCUUCUGGAGUGGGGGGAUUUUGUUGUGGGUUUUUUGCUUUCUUUUUUUUUUUAAACAAUAUUCUUCAGUAUUCUUUAAAUCACCUGAACCCAAAGAAAAGCUCUACCUCUGUCUGCUUUGAAACGGAAGUGAGAUUUCAACUGAAUCCUGAACUGGGUUUUGCAGAAUCUCAGCCAAGUGAAGUUUUUCUAGUGUUUGCUACCCACCACCAUUUCUCUUUAUUUGGGCAGAAAUUGUGUAUUUCAGAUAAUUAAUUCCAUAAAGGGCUCAGCAGCUUUUAUACAAGUUGCUAUACAAAAUAAAUGUCAUGCUGUUUCUUCA